Messenger RNA from Exophiala xenobiotica, 2133 nucleotides. RefSeq lists its product as uncharacterized. NCBI's taxonomy places the organism in Eukaryota, Fungi, Ascomycota, Eurotiomycetes, Chaetothyriales, Herpotrichiellaceae. The coding region runs from base 1 to 2133 and encodes 710 amino acids. The record is from RefSeq and is a predicted model, not a curated record. The transcript is spliced from 4 exons. Gene Ontology annotation, molecular function: lyase activity; FAD binding; monooxygenase activity.
AUGGCAGAAACCAUCUCGGCGUCUUCAGCGGCCGUCAACGGGUACCACCACCCAGGCGAGAAAACAUCUCUCAAGAUCUUGAUUGUGGGUGCAGGCAUAGCAGGGCUUUCUGCUGGGGUUGGCCUAAGACACCAAGGCCACGAAGUGCAUAUAUAUGAGCAAGGUCAAUUUGCCGUCGAGACUGGUGCUGCAUUGCAUAUCGCACCCAACGCCCAUGGCGUACUCAAAAGACUCGGGGUCGACGUGGCGGCCAGCGGAGCGAAUUUGAUGCGGAUGUUGACCGAGUACAAGUCGACAGGUGAACUUCAACGCCAGAUAGAUCUCGAGCUUUCGAACCAGAACUGGCAACAUGAGUGGUUACUUGCCCACAGAAUUCAUCUUCAUGAUACUCUCAAACGCACCGCGACCUCGAGCACUCUUCCAGGCAUUCCAGUUGAGCUCAAUCUUUCGACACCUGUUGUCGAUAUUGACCCAUCAAACGCCUGCAUCACAUUGAAAGAUGGGUCCAUUGUGCGUGGCGAUGUUGUCAUUGGUGCUGAUGGGGUCCAUUCACGGAGCCGAGCUCGUGUGCCAGGCGCUGAGAAUGCCAAAGUGUUUGGCUCUGGAAAGGCGGCAUUCCGGUUCAUGAUCGAACGAUCUGCAGCACUUGAGGACUCGGUUACCAGACCAUUGGCUGAAAAGGACGGCGAAUUGAUCAUCUGGUACGCGAUUGACCGGCGAAUAGUCAUGUAUCCAACAAGCCAUGACACGCUGCUGAACUUUGUAUGCAUUCAUCCCGAAGGCGAAUCCGAGGCCAGCGACGACUGGAACACCCAAGCAACCCAUGACCGCCUGCUCGAAGUAUAUCGGGAUUUCGAUCCGGCUGUCAAAGCGCUCAUUGCCAAAGCCAAUCCGGAAUCUCUCAAGUCAUGGAAGCUUCUCGACAUGCCCGCCCUGCCUACGUGGGUCAACAGCCGACUUGCCUUGAUCGGCGAUGCCGCGCAUCCCUUCCUACCGCAUCAAGGCCAGGGUGCAGGCUGCGCCAUCGAAGACGCUGUUGCGUUGAGUGUGGUCCUUGAGCGCGGUCUGUCACCCGAGGAAGUCCCUGCGCGUCUGAAGCUCUGGGAGUCCAUCCGCUACGACCGUGCCAAUAGGAUCCAAGAGUACUCAAGGCUGGCAGGACGCGACCUAAAGGAGGGGGUCAAAAUGGACAUGACCGAGUACACCAAUUACAACUUCGGCCAUGAUGAAUUUGACAACAGCACUCAAAGGCUGCGGGAGUACAAAUGGGCGCAGGUUCCAAAGGUCUACUGGCGGAUGCCGAUUCAGUUCGGCCCCAUGCCAGGCCCACGGCAGAACCACCAGGGCACGGCGCGCAACGCUCUGAAGUCGACCUUCACCACGGCAUCGAUCAAAUUCAAAACCUCGCGCACCGUCCUCCAAAACCUAUUCCCUCCAGGGGACAAGAAGUACCGUUUCAAGUCGCCUGGGACGAUCGCCUACGCUUCAUUCUCUCAGACGACCCUCAACAAGAUGGAGUGGCUCGGAGGCUCUGGUUAUAGCCACUUGGGCCUGUAUAUCCACGGUGUCGAAUACACCAAAUCCAACGGUGACAUCGUCAGCGGGACGUACAUGCCGAUUCUCUUCGAGUCCUUGACCGACCCUAUCGUUUCCGGUCGCGAAGAACUGGGCAUGCCAAAGCUCUAUUCGGCGAUCGACAUCUAUCGGGGCGCCGAGUCGUACCGAGUCAACACCAGUUGGCAAGGCUCGCAGUGGGGAAAUUUCCGGCUGGAGGGCCUCAAGCCGGUUACAGACUUGAGCAACGUGACAGGCAAGAUCAGCGGUGAGGAUGACGACGGCAUCUUGGUCUAUCGCUACGUGCCCAAAGUGGGCCGUGAGAACAAAGGUAUCGCCGCAGAUGAACAUGCCGUCUUCGUCCCUUACAAGGAAGACAUGCCGCAACCCGUGACGCAGAGGGUGUGGCAAGCCAACCGGGCAACAUUCAAGAUAGACGCGCUGGACUGGGACUGUCUACCGACUUUGCAUCAUGUCAUUGACAGACUUCAAGAGCUCCCGGUCUACGAGGUUGUGGGUGGGAAGGUCGUCGAGGGCGUCGGUGUGCCUGAUGUCGGUGCCGCGAGGAGAAUUGAGUAG